GAUUUGAUCUCUGCAAAACUGCGAACUUUUUUAUAGGGAAACGUGAGAGAGAGGGAGGAAAGGUGAUGGGGUGGGCAAUCGCUGUGCACGGAGGAGCAGGCGACAUCCCUCUUAAUCUUCCUCCAGAAAUACGACAAGCCCGCGAAACUGCCCUUAAACAUUGCCUCGAUAUUGCCGUUACUGCUCUUCAAGCUACCCAUGGCCACUCUCCUCUUGAUGUCGUCGAACUUGUGGUACGUGAACUCGAAAACCAUCCUUUAUUUAAUGCUGGUCUGGGUUCAGUCUUGACCACUGAUGGCUCUGUCGAAAUGGAAGCGUGUAUUAUGGAUGGUAACACCAAGAAAUGUGGUGCUGUUUCUGGUCUUAAGACUGUUGUAAAUGCCAUUUCUCUUGCACGCCUAGUUAUGGAGAAGACUCCUCAUGUAUAUCUUGCAUUUGAAGGCGCCGAGGCUUUUGCUAGGGAACAAGGUGUUGAAACUCUGGAACCAAGUCAUUUUAUCACUCCGGCAAAUGUUGCAAGGCUAAAACAAGCUAAAGAAGCAGACAGGGUGCAGUUAGACUACACUCAACCCAUCAAGAAAGAAGUGGAAGUAGAAACGCCCGAUGAAAAUGGUGACAGCCAAUUAGGCACAGUUGGAUGUGUGGCAGUUGACGGUGAUGGUAACUUGGCUGCUGCUACAUCAACAGGGGGGCUUGUGAACAAGAUGGUAGGAAGGGUUGGAGACACCCCAAUAAUUGGUGCAGGCACUUAUGCAAACACCUAUUGUGCUGUUUCUGCCACGGGGCGUGGGGAAACCAUCAUACGUGGUACAGUUGCUCGAGAUGUGGCUGCACUUAUGGAAUACAAAGGUCUUUCUUUGAAAGAAGCAGCUGCUUAUGUCGUGAAAAAUGGUGGCCCGGAAGGUACGUUUGGGCUAAUUGCUGUAUCAGCCACAGGAGAGGUUGCUAUGCCAUUCAAUACUGCUGGGAUGUUUCGUGCUUGUGCCACUCAAAAUGGUUCCUUUGAGAUUGCAAUACAUUGAAUGACCUAAUAAUUCAAGAUAAAGGGGCUUUCUGUGUUAAAAAUAUAUGUAUCUUUAGUCUUGUAGAGGUGUUCUUCUUUACAGGACUAAUGGAGAUUUUCUGAAACAGACAGCUUAGUGGUUCAUCAGUUGGCAUAGCAAACCAGCUGGAAGGAAUGAAAUUAUGCAGACUUAGAUUUAUUUCCAUUUGACCUGAACAUGUAAUCAUAUUGUACUCUUCAUAUGACAUUGUUUUCAUUGCAAAUGAAAUUCAGGAUGUUGUUGUUA
Spinacia oleracea (spinach) is the source of this 1289-nucleotide messenger RNA. Its product is annotated as isoaspartyl peptidase/L-asparaginase 1. Gene Ontology annotation, molecular function: hydrolase activity. The transcript has 4 exons. The record is from RefSeq and is a predicted model, not a curated record. NCBI's taxonomy places the organism in Eukaryota, Viridiplantae, Streptophyta, Magnoliopsida, Caryophyllales, Amaranthaceae. Bases 66 to 1022 code for a protein of 318 amino acids.